AAUUUUAUUUAGAGCAUGAUGAACCCAGCCGUUAGCAGGAAGGCGGCACAACAACGUCAGCGGCGCACCUACAGAGUGAGAAGAGAUAUUUUCGCUGAGUACGACGAUGCUGAGUUACUGAAAAGAUUCAGAUUGGACCGUGCUGGUAUUGUUGCAGUGACUGAUAUAGUGAGAGACAAGCUGCAAAGUAAAACUGAAAGAAAUAGAGCCUUGACCCCUGAGAUGGUGGCCAUCACAUUACGAUAUUUAGCCACAGGAAAAAUGCAACAGUGCAGUUGUGAUGAUUUUGGAACAACGCAGCCCACUAUCAGCCGUGCAAUAUCACAGACAAUUGAUGCACUGGCUGACCCAGAAGUAAUCUGCCAGUUCGUGGCUUUCCCUCACACCCAGCGUGAAGUGCAGCAAAAACAGGCAGAGUUCAUGCAAGUAACUCAGUUUCCCGGUGUUGUGGGAGUGAUUGAUGGUACUCAUAUAAGAAUUGUGUCUCCUCAUGUCGAUGAACAUGUAUAUGUGAACAGGAAACGCUAUCACAGCAUAAAUGUGCAAGUAGUAUUUGAUGCUCACUAUAAGAUUCUUGACAUUGUGGCAAGGUGGCCUGGCUCAGUCAACGAUGCAAGAAUACUAGAUAAGUCAGCACUCAAACUGAUGUUUGAGGAACAACAUGUACCUGCAGGAUGCUAUACCUUCCCGGGGACAGUGGCUAUCCCUGUAAGCAGUGGCUCCUCACUCCUUACCUUCGCCCUCAAACUGUUGCACAAGCUAAUUAUAACAGUUCCAGUACCUUACGAUGCAGCCGAGGGGACUGACGCCACCACCACCACUGCCACCACCGCCACAACAAGGGUUAUUCAAAUGGGGAACAUGCUUCAGGUGUUGCCCCAAGAUGCCUCAGCCCCGCAGCCCCACUUCCCCAUGAUAGUGCAGGCAGGGAAUGUCAUACAGGUUGUUCCAGCUGACAACACGCAGGUAUUAGGGGCAGAAGUCGUUGGAGUUGGUCGGGUCAUGCAAGUGGUCGGAGUCCCAGGCUUUCCCCCGACCCCAGCCCCAGACCCCUGCCCCAGCCACCCCUCUCCCUGUGACCCCUGCCCAGUCAUCCCUCACCCCCUCCUGCCCCCCUGCGGUGCUGCCAGCGGGGGUGAUGGGAGGUGGAGGUGGGCCACACACACCUGGGUUAGCUGUGGCUUGGCUUAUCUCCCUCCUCAGCAGCAAAUCCCGAGGAUCAACGAGGACAUGGUGGACCCAGAGAUUGCAGCAGCAGCGAGAGAGAGAGAGAGAAGCAAGAGAGGAGGGAGAGGAAGGAGAGGAGGAGGAGAGAGAGGGAGGCCAGGAGGGAGGCACGUCAGAGAGAGAGGGAGAGGAAGAGGUUGAUUCUGUUACAACAACAACUGCAACAACAACAACAGUUAGUCAGUGAGGAGGGGGAGGGGCCGUCCUCUGAUGCUGAGGAUGAGGUAUUGUUCAGGGAGGCCAUGUCGGAGGUGCCGGUGGUGGGGUCGCCAGUUCCGGAGUACGAGGUGGAGGAGGAAAAGGAAGAGGAGGACGAGGAGGAGGCACGGAUAAGGAAGAAGAAAAGAUUAUUACCUGUAGCCCUCCCUCCAGCUGAUAAGGGGAUAUUAAGGAGCCCUUCCUACAGGUUCGUUCGAUGCAAGGAGUUGGCACAGGAGGCGUCCGAGGCUGUGUAGAGCGGCCGUCUGAACCUGGUGCCACAGCUUACUAUGUUCAACAGAUGCCUGAAGGAAGUGUGUGUAAGGGAGGAUAAAGAGAUCAUGCUGGCCUAUGCAGACGAUGUCGCUGUCGUGACAGGAAGCCAACAAGAUCUUCAAGAGGCCAUGACAAGAUGGAAUGAUGUUUUAAAUAGGGAAGGAAUGAGAAUGAACAAACAAAAAACUUAUUUACUAGUGGACAAGCAACAAGUGAUGGUGUGGCUCUGAGCCACUGUAGUAGGGAUGUUAUGGUUUAAGUGUAGGAAGUUGCAAAUGCUCACCUAACAAUUGCACCUUAGUAGAAAAACACAAACAGGAAGUUUAUGCAAGUUUUUAUCCUUAUAUAAAAUGUUGUAUUGCAUCAAACCUCCAUACAUUACUGUCUCUAUCCAGUAUGAGACCGGUGUUCAGGAAGCACAAGCAUGUGCUGAAUAACAAGAAGCCGGCAUUGGUGAAGGUGACAACAUUUCAUCUAUUUAUACAUACUUUUUAUUAUUAAAGCUUAUCUUAUAAUUAUUUCUGAAGAGAUUGACUAAUUUUUGUAGUAUUUAUGACUUAGAACUAUGAUAAAGCUAUGAAUUGAUAUAAUUCCUGAUUUGUUUUAUCUUUUCAUUAUCCUUCCUUUGUUAAUUGAGCAUUUUAUAUUACUUAGCUUAAAAAUGCAAGAACGGUUCAGAAGUAUCCAACCUUGGGCUAAGGGCCAAAAUUAUGGUAUCAUUCAAAAUGUCCUUCAAAGAAAGCCCUCUGUAAUCCAACACACUUAGCCCAUUAAUCCUUCCAUUUCUCAUCAAUUUGUUCAACAUUCAUAUUUUUCCCUUAUAGGGUUGAACAAUUUUCAUGGGUUCAGAGCAAAAGGCUUCCUCAUUCCUCCCCAAGGUAUUCUCGGAUGGUAAGCAGGUUUGACUCUGGAGCAAACCUGACCAAGGGCUACUGCCCAAGGCUACAGAGGUUCCUCUCCCUGAGGCUGAAUGCACCAUGUGAGAUGGUUCUGUUAUGUGGAUGAAUGUCAUGGUGGAUAGCAGUGCCACCACAUUCCUACAAUCAUCCAUCACUCCACUGCUCAAACGCUUCUGCAACCAAUGAUAGGUAUGCUGCCACAUUCUGCAUGGUCUCCUUGGCUCUCAGAUAAGGAUACUGUCAACAGGUUUGGGAUUGCCAAAAAAUCAUAAGGAGCUAUGUCUGAAAAGUCCAGAGAGAGAGAGAGAGAGAAAGAAUGAGCAAGAGAAAGAGUAGGAUGAAGCAAAGGAAGAGUCAAGAGGGAGGAAGAGAGAGUAGGACAAGAAAAAACAGAACAAAUAAAUCCCCUACACGUCUUGUCUCCAUUCACACAAGCCAUGAAAAGCUUGUCCAUCCCUGAGUGCUCAGAAGCAGUGUUCCACUGAUGAUGUGGAAACUUGAGACACCCAAUCAUUUAAUGGGCUUUAGUAGGUUUUGUCACCAGUCUUCUGUGUGUCACUGACUACAUUUUGAAAUUUUUAUCUGUUCUAUUUAAUUUUGUGUGUAUGUACACAAUGUUUAUGGUCAAUAAACUAUUUAUAAAACUAUUUAUCUGUGUGAGUAAGAUAAAAGCAGUUAUUGUUAUUAUUAUUAUUAUUAUUAUUAUUAUUAUUAUUAUUAUUAUUAUUACACAUUUUCCUCCUUGUAUUUAAAUAUUAUUAUUAUUAUUAUUAUUAUUAUUAUUAUUAUUAUCAUGAAUUGUUCUUGUUUAUAAAUAAAAUACUGUAACUGA
Messenger RNA from Scylla paramamosain (green mud crab), 3432 nucleotides. RefSeq lists its product as uncharacterized. The record is from RefSeq and is a predicted model, not a curated record. The transcript has 7 exons. The coding region runs from base 16 to 1368 and encodes 450 amino acids. NCBI's taxonomy places the organism in Eukaryota, Metazoa, Arthropoda, Malacostraca, Decapoda, Portunidae.